Molecule: messenger RNA, 855 nt
Organism: Colletes gigas
Lineage: Eukaryota; Metazoa; Arthropoda; Insecta; Hymenoptera; Colletidae
Exons: 1
Coding region: 1-855 (284 amino acids)
Biological process (GO): DNA integration
Molecular function (GO): RNA binding
Source: RefSeq, a predicted model, not a curated record
AUGUGUCGCGAAAUUUUCGCCAGAUAUGGCGCUCCCGAGGUGAUCGUCACUGACCACGGCACCCAGUUUACAGCAGAAGUAUUCGCUGUCUUCUGUCGUGAAAUGCAAUGUACGCAUCUCUUGUCAGCAAUAAAUCAUCCACAAUCGAACGGUCAGGCCGAAAGAAUGGUGGAUACGGUAAAAAGAGCUAUCGCGAAGGAUCCUACAAACUGGAAGAAACAGUUAUACGAGUUCUUGUACAGCUACAGGUAUUCGCCGUGCUCCGCAACAGAUACCGGGAAAUCUCCGGCCGAAAUCUUCUUCGGCAGACGGAUGAACACGCCGUUCACCAAACUGUUUCCUAAGUUCUCAACCGGUGAACAUUCUGGAGCGUCUACUCCGGCAAUACGACGAGGUAUGAAGCAGCAGUUUAACAGACACCACGGCACCAUUCCACGUCAACUUUCCGUGGGAGAUCGUGUAGUGGUCUUGACGAGCAGGAAUAAGCGUGAACAGGGCGAGGUCUGGAAGAUCUUAUCUAAGACGCGCUAUACGGUACGCCUUGACAACGGCAAGGUGGUUGAUCGACAUAUUAACCACAUUUGGAGGGGAGGAUGUGGAACGGCAAAGCCAAGAGGAGGAGAUGAGAUCGACAACUGGGGAUUCUACGAACCACCCCCAAACACCUCUUCUGUUCCGCAGACCGUUCCCGACACUGGCAUACACCUAAACACUUCGCAGGAAACUCAGUUGUCCGGGAACCAACACUUCGAAGAAGCGGUCACCCAACCAGCAUCUACGAGACCAACCCGCCUUCGAGCACCAGUAAGAAGACUGAUGUUAGAUCCAGCCUCUAAAUCCUAUUUGGAGUGCUGA